GACAACCACAGACGAAUGCAACACAAGGACGGGAUUCGGCGAGACCUGACAAAGUUGACGUGGAACUUCGCACCCGAAACAAACUGAUGAAUCUGAUCGACUUCACCCUUAUCUGCGCGUUUCUCCACGUGGGUUAUCAAAACCCACUGAGGUCCUGGACGCUGCAACCCAACAUUCUGGUGGUGGAGGUCAAUGGUGCAUCGGGCCAGCAAGCCCUCAAGUGUCUUCACUCAGCAGCCCGGGUAACAAACGGCGGUGACAAGGAUAUUUUGUGGAAGAAGAACGGUAAAGACGAGCCACAGAGGGGUAAUACAUACCUGGUCAAGCUGGAGGAGAGUUUAGGAGGAGGCAACUACAGCUGCCACAGCGCCAACGGCUCUCUUCUCAAUCACACUGUCGUCCUUAUUCAAGAGAACAACAUCGCGACAACGAAGAUUCUGGUGAAAACCGACCUGGGUAAGUAUUUGAAGAUCUCAGCUCAGAAUUUUGAGGGAGCCUUCCGAUGCUCUUGGACCUGGGCCAGGACUCGUGUUGGAAAAGUGGCAUUUAUCAGAGCUGGACGUGGUAGAGAUGUUGCAUGCUCUGCGGACAUCAGUGGUCAGCACUGGACGUGCUCGUCCAAUCAGAGCCAAUUCAGCUGCUCGGUGGAUGACACCGGAGACGGGAUCUCCUGCGUGGACAAGCUGCACUGCGCAUUUGCAGAGGAGAAACAACGGAUCUUAGUCACAGUCUACGUGAAGACGAAGCAGUUCCUGGUGGAGAGCUACAGCCAAAACUUCUACCUGUCUGAAAUCGUGAAACCUGACAAAGUGAAGAUCAGAAGAAUCAACACUUCGAUGAUCGAACUGACUUACCCGGGCUCCUGGAGCACUCCCCACUCUUACUUCCCCCUCACUUUCCAGGUUUCACAGAGAAGACAUGGGUGUAAAACCUGUGACGAAUCCUGCGAUGACCCAAAUAACACAAAGACUGUGAUGGUGGACUCGUCAAGCUCUUGUCAGUUUGAGGUGGAGAACACGUGGACUGUGUGCGUCCGGGCCAAGGAUGCGUUCUGCAACUCGCAAUGGAGCGAAUGGAGUCAUCUUAGUAUAGAUUAAGGACGAGGAAGAAAGGGAAGCAAGGAUAGCCAACCAACUGAGAGUGG
Molecule: messenger RNA, 1144 nt
Organism: Syngnathoides biaculeatus (alligator pipefish)
Lineage: Eukaryota; Metazoa; Chordata; Actinopteri; Syngnathiformes; Syngnathidae
Gene: il12ba
Product: interleukin 12Ba
Exons: 8
Coding region: 87-1097 (336 amino acids)
Molecular function (GO): protein binding
Source: RefSeq, a predicted model, not a curated record